UAUAAAUACUUACAAAAUAUUUUAUUUGGUUAUAAAAAUGCAUUCAAAUAACACUUGAGUUGCCAGAAGCAGCCCCUAAAGAACUGGCAGGGAUCAAAUUUAUUGUGUAGGACACAAAACAUUUAAACAAGGCAUACCUUGUUUAGAUCAAGAGAUGCACUGAAGGCAGUAUAAAUCAGUUCAUUAAUAUUGCUCAUGAAAGUCUGCUUCCCAGAUCAACGAUGAAACAUAACCACUGGACUCUUCCAUAAGGCAUGAAAUCUUGCCCUUUUUGAGAAACAAUUUUAUGGUAUUUUUCAAACCAUAAAUGAUUGCCAGCGAUGUGAAUCUGAUUCCUGGGAAUCUGAUUACUAGGAAAAGAAUGACCAUUUACAGCCUUCUGUGUUUUGAACAUGGGUAUAUAAUGGUUAUGUGAUCUGCUGAAAUUAUUUUGGGAGGCACUGCCGUUUUCGGAGAGCGCUGCCUUUUUCCUGGACAAUUUGGCAUCUAAAACAUCUAUCCGUGAGUACCCGAUCCUGGAAGAGCUGAACUACUUUUAAGAUUGGUGAAUAAAUAAAUAACAUUGGACUUAAACUUGAAAUUGAAUUUAAUUGGGACUCGGAACGGAAAGGUCUAAACAGGAAGUCGCCUUCCGUUCUUUUGUUACGUGAAGAAAGCAAAGACAAAUUAUACUAAAGCCUGAAAACUAAAUUCUGAGAGAACUAAAAUUCAACAUCUAAGAUUUCUGAACCCCCUUUGAUUGCAGGAGAAGAAGGGGUUGUUUUGAUCUUUUCAACCCUGCGGAAGUGAGUUUAAAAUAAAGUAAUUUUCCACCGCCCUGAACCAGGAGCGGGCUGUCAGAACUGACGUUUUGAAGCUUAUCCAGCUCGACAGAUAGUUAAAAGAAGGGUAACAUUUUGAUUCUACUGUUGCCUCUUGAAUUUGAAAGGGGGAAUUUUGGAUAAAGUGUUUCUGGAAAAAGAAAGAUUGUUACUGUUGUCUUUCCCCCUCUUAAAAAAUAAUAAUAAAAAAAAGGGUUUUCCAUCUAGUGGAACUGAGUGAAAUUGCAAUGCAGAGAGUUUAAAAGAGAAGGAUCAUUCUCGUGGGAAAGAAUUUUUUCUGACCUUGAAGGACAAUGCUUGUACAAAGGCUUGAACAAGUGUUCCUGGAAGGUUUUGCAAAAUUAAGUGCCCAGCUGGACCAGAUGCGUCAGGAGUCGACCUUGAUGAGGACGGAAGUUACCAGAGCACAGCAGCAAACAAAUGAAAUUCAGUUAAAGUCUAUACAAGUAUAUGAACCUGCUGUAGCGACGGAGGCUUCAGAGAUGGAGGGACCUAUGGAUGGGCAAGAUCAGUCUUUGAACUUGAUAAAUGAACUUGGGACAAACCUGAUUCGGAAAGAUGAAAUGUGGUCAGAUUUGGAAAUGGGGGGAUGGAUUGACACCCUCUAUAUGGUUAUUUGGACUUUCCGAGUCUAGUGAUGGGCCAUCAGAGGAAUGGAGUAGUCGAAGUCUCCAAGUUUUGUGGAAAUUGGAAGUGGUAUUAUCUGCUGUCUGGCUUGGGUAAUGGGUUUGGGAUGGACUUGCUGCAAAGAGUCAAAAGCACCUUCUUGCUGGAGUAUCCACGACUGAAAGGGAAAUAUCAACAAGAGUGGCGAAAGGGGCAAGAAAGAGACUUGAGGGCCUCGGAUACGAGACAACCAGGUUAAGGAGCUGGAUUAUUGAGGUUAAAAGGACUGACAAUCCCAGGUCCAGGGGGGGGAGGCUGGAAGUUGACUGGAUUGAAUCUGACUUAUUGUUUUUGCUUUCUUAUUUUUAAUAUUGGGAAUGUUUAUAAAUGUUUGAAGGAUGUUGAAUGAAAUUAUAUGACUUAAGUAAGGAUUGGUAAAUGAUUUGAAAAAGGUAAUGAUGUAAGAAUUUGCUAAAUAUUGAAUAUAAGCUUUGAGUUUUAAAGUUUUUAUAUGACAAGAGGGAAAAUAGAAUAAGGAAACGCAAUGAUAGAUUGUUAUGAUAACAGAAAGGAUUUGCUGUAAAAAUUAAAUACUAAGAAACAAGAGAGGGAAGGAGGAGGAAGUCUAGAAAGGAAGUUAAUGGAGAUCGUAAAGGAUUUUAUAUUUCUGUUUUUCUGUUUUUCUUUUUUUCUUUUUUGCGGCUGGGUUUUUUCUUCUUUAUUAUUUUUGUAUUAUUUUUGGUUUUAUUUGUAUUUUCAAACUUUUUUGGAAAUUUUUGUUGUUACUUGUUACUUUUUGAAAAUUUAAUAAAUAUCAAUUCUAAAAAAAAAAAAAAAUGAAAUUAUUUUGGGAGGGGCCAUGUAACAGAACAACAGCAACUCAGUUGCCUAACACGUGAUAGUGUUUGGCAUGGCAUUCUUGCAUAUAUUAUGGGGCUUUCAUAGACAAAAUCCCACCCCCUCACUAGCCGACUCUUUGUGCCCUGAGCAGCCGCAACAGCCAUGGGUUAAGUGUUCUGUUAUGCCCCAUUCUCAGAAAACUAAGUAAGCUAUAUGCCUCAUUACACUACUAUUCCAAUCACAUAGCGACUCUGGCUCUUGAAGUUGAUUGAUGUUGUCUACUGUGUGAAAAUUGCUCACAUGCCAAGAUCAAGGGCAUACAACUGCAUCUAGCCACCUAGAACUGGGCCAAAGAAACCCAAUGCCUGAAAACAAGGUUAUGUUCAAAAGCAGCUCUGACAGUGCCAAUUAAGUAGGAAGCCAUGGGCUCCAGAAAAAGGGCUGCUAGCAGCCAAAGGAAUGCGCCCUACUCAUAAUGCCAGAGCAGCUGGAAUCAUGGAAGUUAUAUUGGCGGGGCUGUUUGCAUCCUUUUGUCCUACCCUAAGUUCACGUUGCUGCCCUUGAACAGAGUUAAUUUGUGUGCAGAUCAUAAAAUGCUAAAUCAUACUCCCAAGCUCUCAUUAAAGAAACACAGGCAGAUGUAACCCAGAACCUUCUGCCUUUGAAGGCAACAGGGUGCCACAGAAACUGUGUGCUGACAUGGGCUAAUCCAGCUCCAGGGAGGAACUGAGCUCCAUGGAUUACUUUGAUCUUCCUAGCCUGAAGGGGAAAAAAAUCGCCUUCAUUCGGAAUGUAAAGGGAAUGUAUCUGUUUUCUCUCCUGGCAACUGACUGGAUAUGGGAGAGCCACAUCCAUCAAUCUCACCCCCAAGCUGGGAUUCUUCCAUGCUGAACAGAAUUCCUGAAUCAACAGGCCCAUGCGAAAGAUUCCCUAUGUGAAGCUUCUAAAUAAAAGUUUUCUGCAGAAAUGAGAGAAGACACCAACCGUGGAGCUCUUGAGGAAUUGAGAGCAUAUUCAGGGAGCUGCAUACAAUUGCUAGGUGCUGAGAAAGGAGAGUAAGGUUUCCUAAAGUAUCAUCAUUAUAUAGAGCAAUACUUUAGAAUCAGUUAGCAUUGCCCUCUACAUAGCUGUUAUAACUUUGGAAAAACAAUUUUGUGCCUGUGGAAACUGACGGUGCCAAGUAUGAUUUGAAGUCGGAACUUCACUGCCGCAAAUCUAUGCUAGAAAAUGCACUACUUGGAGCUACCUUUUGCCAGAAUAAAUUGAAAGAUUUGGUUAGGUUGUAUCUAAUGUUGUCCGUGCACAAAUGGAAGAGACUUCUACUCAUACAGCAGGACUCCACCUUACUCUUCUCCCCCUGCAGUUCCCUACACCCUCAAAUUUGGCUCUGGAAAGAGCAGAUUUUGGGGUUGCAUGGCAGGAAGAAAAGCUGAAGUCCAUCUACACCCGUGAAAGUCCACACAAGCAGUGCUGGAUUCUGCCCUCAGUAUUAUCUUGAGAACAAACACUAACCCUGAAGUGUUGGGUUCCCUCCAAACUGGUGCAGUUGUUUUGCAAGGAACCCCAGUGUGAUGUAUCAAUUACUCAGUUUGGGAGGCGCUUCCACAAACGGGGUUUGUGAUGCAACAUGACUGCAAAACUUUGGCACCGGUUUGGAGGGGAUCCCAAAUUUUGGGAUUUGUAGUUAAUGAAGUUCAAACACUAUAACAGGAAAAGGUGGCUUUUCAAGAUUAGAGUGCUUAUACUUUAAUAGUCAUGCGGAUGAGGGGGGUUAUUUGUUUAGGUACAGAUUUUCAAUUAUGCAACUUGUAAAAGGUAUACUUGGAAGUAUAUGGCAGCGCUGCCUUGAGACCCACACAGACACCCAUGACCCAAUAUGCAAUUCUGAUGACUUACAAAAUACUAGAUAUUGUCUUAUUUCUGGUGCAUUUAAGGUGGUUUGUUUACAAUACAGAUGGCUUGCUGCACUCCAAGUGGACGUGGGGGGGGGGUGGAGAAAGACAGAAUAAAGCUUAGAAAGCAACAGCACUGUAAUUUGGUGGUACAGGCCCUGUCAAAUCAUUUCUUGAUAAAUUUAGCUUCACAUUUUUAAAGAAAUGUUAACGGUAAUUUUAGAAGACACAUUUUAAUACAGGAGUAUCCUGCACCUAAAAAACUAGCAAGUAUCUUUCAGAACAAAACAAUUAUCAUCUUAAGAGACCAAACACAAUGGAACACCAUUAGAUUCAACACAAAAUUCUCAAAUCUUGUUUAGCCUGAUGGGAAAACCUUCAAGAGCUUGACAUCAUCUACUGGACGAUCUUGUGCAUUGGUUUCCACCAUGCCCACUCUGUUGACUAUGCCAAUUCCUUGGCAAAUACGUCCAAAUAUAGUGUGCUUCCCAUCAAGCCAUUGAGUUGGUGCUAACGUGAUAAAGAAUUGGCUUCCGUUGGUGUCAGGGCCUGCAUUUGCCAUAGCAAGAAUUCCUGCACCUAGAGAAGAAAAUCUUAUGUUAAAAUUGGCUUGGGAGUCUAAAGGUACCUAAAUACAGACAAAGUAAAAGGGAAAACCUUGGUUUUUUAAAUGCUACACCAGUCCUUAGAAGUGAUCAGGACUUUGUGACAGAGGUGCCUUACCUCCAAACCUCCAGGUAUUGCUGUACUGCAACUUCUAGCAUGCCUGAGCACUGGCCAUGCUGGCUAGGACUAAUGGAAGAUGAUCCAACAACAUCUGGAGUGCCAUAGGUUAGCCACCUCUACUCUAUGAGAUCAAUGGAACUUCUCUAUAGUGAAUGCAAGACUGUUCAUGCAUCCCAGCUGGCUCAGAUGGUUCCUGUCUCCCCUGCCCCAACAUACACACCACUGUCCACCUAUUCACUUUCUUUGGAAAAUCCAUUUGGAUGAAGUUUUCACUUCUAAACUAAGGCUGCUAGGAAAUGUAUGUGGUGUGUGUGUAAGGUGUAUAAACUUGAACAUAGAAGCCCAUUUCUUACAACAACAAUAUGGGAAAAGAAUGUAAGCUAUACUCUGUGAUGAGGACAGUUUAAUCUCCUUCCUGCUCCUGCAAACUAACCAAUAACUAAAUGAUUUUUUUUGAAAAAUGAUUUUUCAUAUGCAAAGUGGAAACCUAAUGAUACAUGAUUAUAUAGCAUAAGCAGUUAACAAAUUUAGAUGCCAAGUUUUACUGACUUAAGAUUCAAGCCAGGCUUAUGGCUCCAGAGGGCAAUAUCUAACACUGCAAGUAGAUUUCUGCUUGCACAAGAGCACUCUCUAUUCCUCUCCUCCCCACUCAAGUCUCCUGCACUCCCCCAAUCUUCCAGAGCAGAUUAUGGGAGUGUAGGAAGGGGGCUAGAGAAUAGGGGGUUGGACUCGAUGGCCCUUGUGGUCUCUUCCAACUCUAUGAUUCUAUGAUUCAUUCUGCCAACCACCAUGACCCUGAAGCUCUUGCACAGAAAGCAACUUUACAUCUGUAAGCUUGGAAACUGCCAUAUUCAGGUGGUGACAGACUUGGCCUGAAGAACUCGAAGCACCUCUCAAAAGAUUACCUACCUGUAAACUUUAGUUCUGGAUGGAGUUCAUCUUCGAAUUGCUUGCCAUAAAUGGAUGCUCCUCCUCUUCCUGUCACAGAACAAGACUAGGUAAAUCAAUUUGCAAAGUCACAGUUGGGACAAAGGUAUACUGAAAGUUCCUUGUGAAUGUGCAGUACCAGACCACCAAGAUCUCCUUUUAUUUUACUGGUAAGAGAGGAAGUGCUGACUAUCAGUGGAUAUCAUCAUAAUGCUUCUGAGUAAAGGGAGAGUAGCCAUCGGUUAAGUCAGAAAUCUUUAUGUAAUCUUACAGCAGGGGGUCAUUUGGCCUCACCAAGUGUGAUAAAUGUGUUCUCCCAUUCUUGCAGAACAUAACAAGAGCACUAUGCAGGAUUUGGGGGGAUGAUGAUGAUGAUGAUUGCAAGAUCUACUAUCCUAACAUCACCUUUACUAUUCACAUUAGUUUGCAUCAGCACUGAUUAACACAGUAUCUGAAGCAGGUACUUUGAAUAUAUUCUUACCAGUUCCUGUUGGAUCACCCCCUUGAAUCAUGAAGUCCUUGAUUAUCCGAUGAAACUUUGUGCCAUUGUAGUAACCUCGUCUGGCCAGUUCAGCAAAAUUUUUACAAGUUUUUGGUGCAUGUUUCCAGUAUAGCUCCACAACAAUGACGCCCAUUCUGCAAAACACAGGCAGAGGAGGAUUCCAAACACAUUUGUUACAUCACAUUGAUUCCGUGACAUCGAGGUGAAAAACCACUUCAUAUUACAAUCUAUCAAUUUUAUCAGGUUUGUUUUCAAAUCAAGAUGCAAAACAUUAAGAAUAGCAGCUUUAAAACCUGAUGAAGAUAAACAGCUUAGAUUUUUUAAAAACUGUGAAAGUGGGAGGUCUUUGCAUAGUACUGAAAUGAUAUCAAGGAGGGCACUAAGAUCACCCUAUUCAGGGGAAAAAAAUACAGGUCAGCUGCCACUAUUGGUAUCCACCAGCCACACCCUAGAUGACACAGGAACUGCACUUUUGAUAGGGACAGUAGGGCCCUCUGGCAGAAACAAUCCAUGUAGUCCUGUUCCUCCUCCUCUGUGUGAACUGACAUCCUACCUAUCCCAUCUCACCUCCAUCCUUGUGUGUUUCACAACAUAUUAUAUUACUGCAUCUUCAUAAUAGGCAAAUCUGCAUAUGUUGAGCUUCUGCCCAUCAUAAAGAUACUAAAGGCAGAGGAGCAUAAAAAGGAGGAAUAGGGAGCCUAUAAGUCUCCAGACACUGGAUUCCAACUCCUAUCGGCCCCAUGGCUGCCUGGCCAGUGAUCAGAGAUGAUGAGAUUUGUACAUAUGCGGGGAAUAAGAAGCAUAACAAUAUGUUUCUGUAUCUCUCCAAGCACAAGAACUGGCUGUUCACCCAGCUUUGCCGCCAUCCCUUUUUAAAUACAUAUUUGUAAUUGAUUUUCCCUUUGUUGAAACACACACAGGUUUCUGGAGAGAGAGAAAGCAGAAAUUAAACAUAAUUUGGUAGCUAGUAUAUAAUUAGCCAAUGUGGAAAUCAGUUCUCAGUGGCGGGCCGGGGAAAAAAAUCAACUGAAGGCAAAUGAGCUUUUUGACAGCUGAUGUAAACACCAGCCUUGCCUCGUGCCGGGUCAGACCAUUGGUCCCUCCGACUCAGCGUCAUCUGUGCUAACUGGCCUUCCGGGGUCCCAGACUCUUCCCCAGCCCUACCGGGCGACGUUACUUUACCACUGGGCCGGGCCCUUCCCUCACUCACGUAGUCUCCAAAGAAACAGUGGGCGGCUGCCACGUAUCGGGGGGCACCGCAGCCAUGCUUCCCCCACGCCGGACACACCUUCCCGCCGGGGGAACCAAGCUGGCAGAGCACACUUCCGGUGCAGCUGCGUAUGCCGUCCCCUCGCUCUCGGGGAAACGAAGGCCGAGGCGCGGCGGACGAGUUCCCGCAAGCCUUGGGCCAAUCACCGCGCAGGAACGAAGCGGGUCUUUGUGACGUCGAAGCGGGAGGGGAAAUUCGAAUUUGUUUAUGCUUCUCCUCUUCUGUACGCUUGCCAAAGCGCCGGAGCUUCGCGGUGAGAGCGAGCGGGAGGAAAUGCCCGCGCCGGCGGGAAGGGGUUGCAUGUCGCAUGGCGGCUGGGCCCGCACGUGAAUGGGUUCUGGAUUUCCCUGGGGCCGGAGCGUGGAGGGGGGGGGGAGGACUCGCAAUUCGGAAUUCUUGCCUGUAACCGCUUUCGGGCAAAACUAACACGCCCAUCAGCAGCUGCGUCGUUUUUCUUUCCCCCCUAACAGCCCAGUCCUAAAAGCAUGUUUACUUUACUCAGGAGUUAGGGCUGCUAUCCGGUGCACGUUUAUCUGGGAGCUGAAGUCCUCACUGAACGCAGAGGGGCUUAUUUAGAGAAAACGUUCGACUCCUUUACUUAAAACGAUAGGAAUGCUGUGCACGACAGAAUAAAGCAACCCAAAUGUCAUGCUAACAUUCACGAAGCAGUAAAACCGGGUAUUCAAAUAGCAGAGGCUCCUAAAUCCUCUGAGCAAAGAAAAACAUCUUUAGUCAUCGGCGCAAUGCCAGCAGCGCCUCGCACCUUUCCAUGAAGCGUGCCUUGGAGAAAGCAAACUCCCGUCAGUGGUUUGACUAAGGCAAGAGAGAAGAUCAGAGACAUCGGUCCCGACACAGAAGCAUUUGCCAGUGUUUAUAAACAUUAUGGCAAUGAGCGGGAGAAGCCCCAAACAUCCCUCGCUACCAAACUUAGGGCAGAUAAGUGAGGAAUGCACUUCUAAAACAAGUCUGGUUAGUCUGGAUGCUGGCGUCUACCUUAGACUCACGGGCAAUGGGGCUGCAUUGCAGAAUUAAUGGAGAAGGAAAAAUGAGCGGAUAUUGCUGGUUGCCCCGUCCGGCCUCAUGUCAACACUGCUAUCUGCAUUUUAUUCAGUUGGGGCGGGAAGGAUCCAGGAUACCUUUAAUUAGGACUAGCUUCAAAGCCACCAUACAGUGAGCAUGCUUUGGAAUUCAUCUUUUUAAGACUUCUCACAAAAAAGCAAACCCACGGGGAGAGAGGACCGGAAAAGGCUUUAUUUGCAGCGGCAAUGGGAGGUGCUUUUGCAUACUUAAUGUUGGAGUGAACGCCCGGUGAUUGCUCUCCCUUUAAAACCAGAAAAGCCACUGGUGAUUCGAGACGGAGGAGAGAGGCGUAUCGGAGGUACAGCUACCUUAUAUCCCAUAAGGACCGUUAUUGCUGCUAAGCAGGCUAGCCUAGCUACAAUUCAGAAAGCUGUUUCUAAGUAGGUUACAAAUGGAAACAGGAUAUGGGAAGUAGGGGGAGUGGAGGGAGAGGAACAGCAGGUGAGAAAAUGGAGAGAGAAAAAUACAAAUCUGCAGCUUCUACUAAAAAAAUGUACCAAAUUAGGUUUCUAGUAAUGAACUACAGCAAAAUGUUGUAUUUGUCUUUCUUUCACUGUUUGUCAAUACUUUCUGGUAACCAAUUCGCAGCAUAAAUUUCACAAACCAAAUCAAACCCAAAACUUAUCAAGCCAAACCCAAAUUCAUGCUAUUUUCAUGUAGGAUGGUUCCUGAAAAACAUGGAGUGGCCAAACGAAGGUGAGCACUGGAAUAUCCAUUGCACUCUAUGACAUGAUUCAUAUGUAACAUUAAGGCAAACCAUGACUUACUACAAACAAGCAAAUGUGUGGGUUCCUGUAGCAAAGAUCACAGCUGCUUCACCUCUUCCCUGGUCCUGCUGCUGCCACCAAUUUAGGGCUAAGCUAUGGUUUGGCUUAACACUAGGUAUGAAUCCAAGCUCAUAGUUUGUAUCACUCCAGACAAAGCAUGAGCUAUAACUUUUGUUCAAGGUUUGAAUGUAAUGCUAAGCCAAAGUAUGGUUUAGCCCAGAGCAGCAGAACUGAAGGAACAGCUCAUGUUUGCUCAUUCAUGCUAAGUCAUGGUUUGGCCUAGUGUGUGUGUGUGUGUGUGUGUGAAUUGCUACUCACAACUUUCUAACUGGAUGCAUUGAUUUUGGUUUCUGACUAGUUCAGUGUAUACUACUUAGGUCCAAAGCAACUCAUUUCUGAAUUUUAUAUCAACAAUCUUCUCCCUACCCCUAUAUAUAUAUAUAUAUAUAUAUAUAUAUAUAUAUAAUGCACACAGGGGCUGCAUGUAAACUGAAAUAUUUUGAGGAAGUGGAGUUUUAUUAUUUUUAUGUCAUGCGAUAUUUAGAGCACAUCUUGCUGUCAGAUCUUCUAUAGAACUAGGUGCACCUAAUCCAGUGAUUUCAGUUAACUUGGGUGCAUCUAAUUCUGCAUAGGGCCAGGCUGUUAGUUGUACAAGUUCAGCGUCCCUUAGCAUCGGUAUUGUGACUUUCUACCAUUCUCAGUACAUAUUCAUGGGAAGUGGAUCAAGAAUAUACACGUGUUUUAAUUUCCUGUUCUGCAAAAUAUUCCCCACACAGUUUUGGGAAUGGCAUCUUCAAUACCCAAGCAUUUUAACUGAGAAAAUCUCAGUUCUACUGCAAGCCAGGAAUUACCUUUCUCUGGGAGGAUUCCGGCUUGUAUGGAGGUGGUAAUUGUGGUGAUUCCUGCAUAAAGUUGGUAAUAUGAGCAGGUAGGUAGUCAGGGCUCAGUGAGUACUUGUAAUAAUAAUGAUUUAUUCUUUUUCUCCAGAUAUAAAAUUUAUUAUUGAUGAGAGACUGGAUUUUAGUCAGUCUUCUUCUUUUGACGGGUAAGGUUCAUUGACAAAUCUAAUCCCUGGUGAUAUAAAUUGGGGUAUGUGGCAGUACACAGGCGACUUCUCCUGUCCCACCCCCAAAUCUGUAAAUAGCUACUGUAAGGCUUCAUUAAGCAGGUCUGUCAGAAUCUGUAGCAAGGCUGCAGUGCUUGCUUAAAGUGUGUCUGCACUGCUAGUAUGUAUCAAUGGAUCAAUCGCCUGCGUAGAAAGACCUGCCCCUUUCCUUUUGUAGAGAGACACUGGAACAGAAUGACGUGUCACAGCUGUAAGCAGGUUCUGAUGGAAACAAUUUCUGCAGGUCCAAAUGUAAUGUGCAGCAUCCUUUUGCUGUGCAGUGGUACCUUGGUUCCCAAACUCAAUCCGUUCUGGAAGUCCAUUCGACUUCCAAAACGUUUGCAAACCAAGGUGUUGCUUCUGAUUGGCCCUGGAAACAAUCCUGAUAGCCAAAACAGAUGUUUGGCUUCCCAAAAACGUUCGCAAGCCAGAACAACACUUCUGGGUUUGUGGCGUUCGGGAGCUGAUUUGUUCAGGAGCCAAGGGAACCAUGGUAUCACUGUAGUCACUUUCCUGCUUUAGAACACUCUUCUCCCUGGAGAAGCUUGCAAUGCCUGGUUGAAAGAUACUUAUUCCUGCAAGGUUUUAGAGAUACUUAAGUCACUCUGGUACUAGCUGGUACCUAAAGUCUUAGUCUGUUUGAUAUGCUGCUGUUUGAUCUGUAAUAUAAGGGUAUUUUAGUAUGGGUUAAUUUAUUGGUAUUAUGAUUUUAGUUACUGGGCCAGAUCCACCCAAUGUGCUUGCAGAAGCCACCCCAAUGGCUCCCACCAGCACAGUGAGGCCUUUCUCCCCACGGCCCCACAACUCCCCCAAAUCCACUCCUCCAGAUUGGGAGAACCCCCAGAUCAUGGGGAGGAAUGCGGGGAAGCUUUGAAUAGCAUGUCGUUGAAUCUUUCCCACUAUGCUGGAAACAGAGUGGAUAGUCUUUCAUAGUGGAAUCUUUCCCACUAUGUUGGAAACAGAGUGGAUAGUGGAAUCUUUCAUAGUGGAAUCUUUCCCACUAUGUUGGAAACAGAGUGGAUAGUGAUUUAAAUCAAGUCUUACUGACUAGUCAGUAAGACUUGAUUUAAAUCACUAGUCACUAAGACUUGAUUUAAAUCUUUUCUUUUUUUUUACAGAAAGACUCAUUCUCGCUGGUAUAAUCUUAAUAUUUACAACAAGAGGAAGGUUUCAUUUUUGGAAUAAUAAAUUUUCAGAGUAGUUUUUACAGUUAUAUCAUAAAUUACUGAUUUGGUUAUACUAUUAGAAAUACAUAGACAGAUAAUUAUGAAAUUAUUGUGAGGUUUAAUAAGUUAACUGUUUAUAUUUGGACAACUUUUUUGCUGUACUUUAUUGGAAGGAGAAAAAUAAUCAUUUCCUUAAUAACAAUUUAAACAAUUUAUUUAACUAAAGCAAUAACAUUAUAGGAUAUGUAUCGAUGUUUGUUAACUGAUGUGUUUAAACAUUUUUUAUAUAUAUAUAAAAACUUAGACUGAGUUUUAGCACACAUGAAAAACUUAAAACAAAUCCUUAUUUCCUGAUGAAUAGCCUUUGGACUAUAAUGUAACUUAAAUAGAAAACUAUCUUUAGAAAGAUUUUUCGCCCAAAAGCAUUUUAUUUUUAAAAUCUGAUUUUUUAAAAAAAAUCUGAUUUAAAUAUUUUAAAAAUCUGAUUUUUAUUUUAAAAAAAAAAUCAUUGAUUUUUAUCCACCCUGGUUGGAAACCACCCUGUGAUUACUUCGAAGUGAAGGGCAGUCUAUAAGUUUUGUUUCUCAAUAAGGGGCCACUCCAAGAUCCUGGCCCACAGCGGUGGGGCUUGAUGGAGUGACUCAGUCAUUGCCACUUCCACAGCCCUGCUGCUAACGCCAGCCAGGGUGCAAGGGAGGGGAGAGAAUGCCUUCUUGCUGUGCCAGCUGACUCAGCAAAGAGGCUGGAUCAGGUCCAUUGCCAACAGGUACCAGCAGACCCUGUGCCAGCCCAGCCCUCUCCGGAAACUCCCUGCUUUGGGGAUUUGUGCUGGCUUUGGGGGUGCAGCUGGUGGCAGCUUCUCUUCCCCACUUGGAUGGGGCUUCUCCCAGCAGCAGAGGCUGAGGCCAGCUGGCUGGGGCUAGGCAGAAGGACACCCUGGCCACAUCCAAACCUUCCAAUGCCAUAGAAUCAUAGAAUUGUAGAGUUGGAAGGGACCCGAGGGUCAUCUAGUCCAACCCCCUGCAGAUUGCUGUGUUAAUAAAAUAAUACAUUUCUAAUCAGAAAUCAAAGACACGUCAUUUGAAGCACUAGCGUUCAGAAGUAUGAGAUGAUCAGAACCCUCCGAACUGAAGCAUGGGAAGUCCUAUUAAAAAUGUGUAAUUUGACAGAAUAUUCAGAUUAUUUGAUAUGUAUAUGUAUAAUCUGGAAUAUUUAAUGUGAUUUGAUUGGAUUGUUAAAGUGGAAAAUUUAAUAAAAAUGGAUAAAAAGAAAGAAAAAGCACUAGCGUUCACAAGCUUUAUUCAGAUUUUAUCCCAAAACCGAUGCUUUGAAUUCUUCUGUGGGAUGGGAAGCCUCUCUCAUUGCAUUCCUUUUUGCACAGUGCUUGUAUAUUUUGCCCAAUGCAGUUCCCUGUUGAUUUUUGACUUUCUUGCUUCAGACAAGAGGAAGAGGAGGAGGUCUCUGGCAUUUGCCCCACAGAAUCCAGUGAAAGGUCAAUUGACACAAACUUUUUUGGGAGGGAGAGUGAAGGCAAGGCCUUGUUGUGGAGCUCUCUGAGUCCCGAAAAGCUAGAGGAGAUGAUGAGCGAAGCCAACAGGCUGGCUGCACUGAUGGAGGGGUGUGAGCUGCUGGAGAAGGAGAACGGCAGCUCUGAGACGAGGCUUGAGAUGGUUCCAGAUUUUGAACCUUUGCCCUCCAUUGAAUCUUUGCAUGCGGUGAGGAAGGACUCAAGGGCCCCCAGACGAAGGACAUUCAACGUGACCAACAGCCCUCUGCAAGCCCUGCUGCCAACCGUGGGACCUGAAAGCUGCUGUUCUGUAGGUUCCCCCAAAGCUCCACUUCCAGACAUGGGAAGUCCUACUUCCUGUGUUGCAGACCCACCUGUUCCCAAAAGACGCCAGAAUAAAUCAAAUGCCUGCAUCCCCAACACCCAGCUCCCCAAGAAAUCCCGGCCCAAUCAGCCACUCAAGUCACUGGCAGCAACAAAAUCUCUGGACAUUAAAAAGGUACAGUGGCAGGAGCGGGAUCAAUGCAAAUUUCAUUUGGAGCACAAAGUAUGUGCUCAGGGAAUCCCUGGCUUUGAUCCCGAUUCUCUUCCUGAGCUUGCAUGUGCCAAUUACUCUUAGCUGUGACUCAGUCUGCAACUCUGUGCCCACUUAGCUUGGCAUAAUCCUACUGAACUAAAUGGGACUUGUUUCUCAUAAGACACACAGUCAGUUUCUGUAGCUGCAAAUGCCCUAUGAAUCAUGCUGUUUACACUUGCAUUUGAUGAGGGAUCUUCUCUUGAAUCUGAUCUCCAACCCACGUUCUGUUGAGUAAUUUCCCAGGGCUGAGAAACAGCCUGGGCCCAGAGGAAUGUAAAAGGGCACCUUCACGCAGAAGGCUCCAGGGUUCCAAGUUGUCCUUCUCAGAGGUGUAUAGCUUGUUCCCACUUCUUUUCCAAAGCUCCAGCCUGUUUCUUGUGUCUUUUGUCGCAGACAAUUACCAGGUCCAGCAGGAAGGAAAGAUCAACUCCACCCACCCUUCCCACGCAAAAUAAGAAGCCCCUGCCAAGUCUGAGGCCUCCCCUUCAAACCAACAGGCAGGGACCUUGGAGGGAAACAGAGAAAUCAUCUGGCAAGGCCUCUUCUUCGGAGGGAUCCCAGGUAUUUCUGAUGGGCGGUACCAAGGAGGGGCACACACAGCAGGCAGGGUAGAAUUAGGCAUAUCUUUGAGUGCAAAAAUAUUCAGGACAGAGCACUUCUUCACACUGUGCAUAGUUGAACUAUUCACUCCCACACGAGGUAGUGAUCACCACCUGCUUGGAUGUCUUUAACAAAUUAGUGGAGGGGUGGGACUGUUAAUGGCUGCUAACCACAAUGGCUAGGAUUCCACCUCCAAUGAAACCGAGAUAUGAAAGCUAGGAGCAAAAUGGCUCCUUAUAUCUAGGUUAGGGGCGCAACAGCGGAAUGUCUAGGCGUGCUUUUUUAUAACAAGAAUACAAAGCUGAAAAUGAAUGAACUGCAGCCAGAGUUCAUUUUUCACAUGCUCUAGUCCUUCCCCUGUCCACCCCCCUAAUAUUCUUGAGAGGGUCUCUUCUCCAGUCUUCAGAGACUACCUGGAAGUGGGGAGGUAGAAAAAGGUCCUCCUUUCCUUCUACUUUGCAGUUUUAAUCUGAAAUCUUAGGCUCAGUACUGCACCCAGAGCUCAGAAACUGCUCAUGCUAAUGAAAUUCCUUGUUGCAAAAUGCGCCUGGAACAAUGGGAGUUUCAAACACUGGUCUCUGCAUGUCAGUGGUUGGGAAUCGCAGGCAGGGAGGGCGCUGUUGUGCUCAGGUCCUGCUUUGUGUCUUCCCACAAGUUGGUUGUGAUGAGAGCAGGAUGCUGGACUAGGUGGGCCAUUGGCCUCAUCUAGGAGGUUUCUUAUGUUCUUUAACAGUAUGCAGAAUAUAGGUUCCCUAAACUAACCUCUACAGGCGUGCCUAGCACUGUUUACCUUUGUUAAUGUGAAUGUACAUUCUGGAAAUGGAACUCCUGCAUGUUACUUGUGCAACUCAGUUUGUCCACACACAUGCAGCCAUUGCAGCGAGGCCUGAUGUACUCCAGUGCAACUGCUGUUAAUGUUAAGCAGCCAUUCCCAAGAGAUAGUUGCUUUUUUGCAUUCUCCCCACUUGACUAGGGAGAAAUAACCAUAGUGGUGGCUGCUUUUGACAUAGCUUGCUCUUCUUUUAAAAAUCUUGCUGCAUUAGCUUGGCCUUCAGGAUCCACCUAGCAAAGGUAAAAAACCAGUACCAUAUGCAAAAGCAAGGCUGGGCCCCAGGCUGGAUCCGCUGAAGACUGGUCCUGUGAAGAAGGCCUCUGUUGCUCCAGAAAAGGUGGCGCAUCUCCCAAAGGCAAAUGCAAGUAAGUUGUGGUAGACGGUGCAUCAUUUGGAUUUAGUCUUCUUCUCCCUCCCACUCCCAUGAAAGGUCAGUGCCCAGUAUGAAGACACCAGAGCACAGAAUUGGGCGUAAGAGUUGCCUUGCUGAUGCAGACUGAGCUUGCAAUCCUAUUCACCCUUACCUGGCAGUAAGUCCCAUUGAACCCAUUGGGAGGAAUUCGAUUCAAAGUAGUGCUAUGGCAAUAAUUCUGCCAGUGCAAGCUUUUCAGCUUGCUGGGCAGAAUGGUCCGCCCCCACCAUGUGCUGUUCUGGGGUUUCCCCAAAGCUGCCAGCCAAUUUUGGGAGGCACAGGGGGGAACCCUGUUGUUUUAGCUUCUCCUAGUGGAACUUCGUCACUUGAAUGAGGCCCAAUAGGACUGACUUCUGAGUAUAUAUGUAUAGGAACGUGCGGUAAAAUUAUAAAAUUCAGUUCUUAACCUAGCACACCCAUUAUUUACCAGGUGCUUAGUACUUAAACGUCUGGUCUUGAAGGCUUCGUGUCUGCAGCAGAAGAUACUAUUUAACUUAUUUGGAAAUGUGUGAUUUGGUCCCUGUGCAGAUUCUUAGAGGGCUCCCAUAGCUUGUUUGCCCCUGCUGUGAAAACUGUCUGACUUUUGUUUCAUGCUUGUUCAGAAAGUCUAUGUGUGCUGUAAGACAGCUUCUGUCUCUUCUCCCACAACUGCUAAGUGCCCAACCUCUGCUGGUCGCUCCUUAUCAACAUAUCUGUUUAUGCCUGCUUUCUCUUUUUCUCUGCAGGUCAGGUGACAAGUAUGGGUGGCAGCGCCCCACAAUUGCAGGCCAGCUACAAGCCUCACAGCAGUUGUCGUGAGAUUCGAACCAGGAACACGGCCAAGUCUGGGCUGGCAAGCAGACUGCCGGUGUUAAACUCUAACAGUAAGCAUGCAGUUCCAGAAUGACCCAGGCAGCUUAAGUCACUGGGUUUGGGAGUGGGAUCUGGCAGGAAGGAUCUUCUGGGAGGAAAGGGAAGAAAACACUGAGAGGGUUUUGAAGGAAGCUGGUCCUUCUAGCUCAGUACAGCCUAGAGUGAAUGGAAGCAGCUCUCUAGGAUUCCAGGCAUCUUUCCCAAGGCUACCUGGAUGUGACAGGGAUUGAACCUGGGGCAACCUGCAUGCAAGGUAGAUGCUCUGCUGUGGCCCUUUCCUAGUGGUCCUGUUUGCAAAGGUGCUUCUAGGAAGGCAGGACACCCAAGCGUCCCUCAGCUGUGACUGAUAUGGCUGGACUCCUGUGGAGCAAAUGCUGGUGCUCAAUCGGAUAUAGGUCCAUUAGCAUGACCUGCAUCAGUACACUGCUCUGCCUCUGGACUGUGUUCCCUUCCUCCCAUUAUUUGCAUAUUUAUUUACGACUGGCUCUCAAGGUGCCAUCACUUGGUGUGUGGGUGUGUACACACCUUCAGAUCAUUCAGGUUUCAACUAAACAACUUCAGCUGCAAUUUCCAACUUUGUUCCAAGCCGUUUCCAUCCCUGGAAACCAUGAACAAACCCCCAAACCAAGCCGGGAAACACAGAGUGAAAUGGCUGAACUAAAAUUGUCCUGGCAAGUGCACACUUCUUUCAAAAGGUAAAGGUAAAGGGACCCCUGACCAUUAGGUCCAGUUGUGGCCAACUCUGGGGUUGCGAUGCUCAUCUUGCUUUAUUGGCCGAGGGAGCCGGCGUACAGCUUCUGGGUCAUGUGGCCAGCAUGACUAAGCCGCUUCUGGCGAACCAGAGCAGCGCACGGAAACGCCAUUUACUUUCCCGCCAGAGCGGUACCUAUUUAUCUACUUGCACUUGGAUGUGCUUUCGAACUGGUAGGUUGGCAGGAGCAGGGACCAAACAACGGGAGCUCACCCCGUCACGGGGAAUAGAACCGCCGACCUUCUGAUCGGCAAGUCCUAGGCUCUGUGGUUUAACCCACAGUGCCACCCGCGUCCCACUUCUUUUAGGAACUGCCUAUUGGCCCAUUUAACUCAGAACCGCCUGCACUGGGGAUGAGUUUCAGACAGAGGUCCUUCCCAGUCCUACCUGUAGAUGCUGGAGAUUCAACCUGGGACCUUUUGCAUGCAGUAGUUCUCCUAUUGGGACAUGGGCCUUUUCCAAAGCAUCACAGUUGUUCUGACCUCCUACAUGCUGAUCUCUUGAAUUUCUCUCCCCCCUUAAAGCGCCUGCAUUUCAACAGACAGUCCCUUCUGGCACUUCCCAGAACAGCAGGCUGCGACUGCCCAAGAAGGCAACCUCUGGCAAGUCGAGGUGAGGCUCUUUUCAGAGGCUGCUUAUACCUGCUGGGCUUCUACCAUAGAUCUCCUCCAUCACUGUCAGGGUCUGGGUUCAUGUUUUUGUUUUUUGUUAUGUUUCAGCCUUGCAGUGAACAGAUCUGGGACUGGAUGAGUGUGAAACCACGGAGCAUUGCCUGCUCUUUCCCUUUUAACGACAUUCCUGGGUGCUGUUAACGUAUGGCCCAAACUUGCAUGGUGAAGGAGGAGCUGCAGCCUGGGAGACUUGGCCAAGGCUUUGCUGACAGAGAGAACCACACCUCCAUGAUCACUGGCAGAGGGCUGGUGGGAAUUGGGAGUCAAAACGAUUACCUGGAGGGACUACAGGUCAGCCUUGUAGAACCUCUGCUAUAUGAUUAGGUAUGUCUGUCUGUACUGUGCUUAUGUUUGUUAAAAUAUAUACUUUUCUAAUAAAACAAAAUAAGCUUUUUAAAAAUAAAAUCAAUGAGGAAACCUAGUCUGAACAUGGAAUACUGUAAUGUGAAUAGCUAUCAGACUAAUGUGUGGAUCUGAGACACAAUGGAACAGAAAAUCUAUUACCGCCUUAGUCAAGCAAUGUGCUGGGAGGUGAGAAUGUAUAUUAUUGUUGUCUAGGUAACAACAGCUGCCUCCUUCCUCUGGGUGUGAGUGUAUGGAUGAACCUCCAUACAGCCUUUCCUGGAACUGGUGG
Molecule: messenger RNA, 18538 nt
Organism: Podarcis lilfordi (Lilford's wall lizard)
Lineage: Eukaryota; Metazoa; Chordata; Lepidosauria; Squamata; Lacertidae
Source: the annotation of a GenBank genome assembly